Molecule: messenger RNA, 2792 nt
Organism: Neltuma alba
Lineage: Eukaryota; Viridiplantae; Streptophyta; Magnoliopsida; Fabales; Fabaceae
Product: seed linoleate 9S-lipoxygenase-3
Exons: 9
Coding region: 49-2631 (860 amino acids)
Biological process (GO): lipid oxidation
Molecular function (GO): oxidoreductase activity, acting on single donors with incorporation of molecular oxygen, incorporation of two atoms of oxygen; protein binding; metal ion binding
Source: RefSeq, a predicted model, not a curated record
GUAUAAUAUCAUCCUCUUUGAGUGAGUGUGAGAGAAAGUGAGGGAAAGAUGUUUCCAAAUCUGAAGCCCUCCAACAUUCCAGUGAUUGGAAACAUAUUUGAUAAGGGGAAGAAGAUAAAAGGCACAGUGGUGUUGAUGAGGAACAAUGUGCUGAACAUUGACCUCACCAAUGCUGCUUCCACUGUCUUUGAUGGAUUCAGUGAGUUCCUUGGCCAAGGCGUCACUCUCCAAUUGGUCAGUUCGGUUCAUGCUGAUCCUGCAAAUGGAUCAAAAGGGAAAGUUGGGAAGCCAGCGAGUCUAGAGAGUUGGCUAACGACACUGCCAAGUUUGACAUCAGGCCAAAAUGCAUUUACAGUGCAUUUUGAUUGGGAAGAUGAUAUAGGAAUUCCAGGAGCAUUUAUCAUAAGGAAUAAUCAUCUGAGUGAGUUCUUUCUUGUGAGUUUGACUAUUGAAGACUUCCCAAAUCACGGUGACAUUCACUUUGUCUGCAACUCCUGGGUUUACCCAGCAAGCAAAUACAAAAAAGAUCGCAUUUUCUUCUCAAACAAGACAUAUCUUCCAAGUGAAACACCAGCACCAUUGGUGAAGUACAGAGAAGAAGAAUUGAAGAGUUUGAGAGGAGAUGGAACAGGAGAGCGCAAAGAAUGGGAAAGAAUAUAUGAUUAUGCUACCUACAAUGAUUUGGGUGAUCCAAGUUCUGAAGAGUCAACUCGUCCAGUCCUGGGAGGCUCAUCCACCUAUCCUUACCCUCGCCGGGGAAGAACUGGUAGACCGCCGACAACAAAAGAUCCAAACACUGAGAGCAGACUGAACAAAGUUAUGUCCUUUACUAUUUAUGUUCCGAGGGAUGAAAAAUUUGGACACUUGAAGAUGUCAGACUUUCUCACUUAUGGAUUGAAGUCUGUAUCUCAAAGUAUUCAGCCAUCACUGAACUUUUUAGACAAGGAAUUUGAUAGUUUUGAAGAAGUUCGUGAUCUCUAUGACAAAGGGAUCCAAUUGCCACAAGGCAUACUAAACAGUAUCAGUGACAAGUUGUCUGGAGAAAUGCUCAAGGAAAUUUUCAGAACCGAUGGUGAACGCCUCCUCAGAUUCCCAACUCCUCAAGUGAUUAAAGAAAACAAAUCUGGAUGGAUGACGGAUGAAGAAUUUGCAAGAGAAAUGCUUGCUGGUGUGAAUCCUGGUUUAAUUCGUCGCCUUGAGGAGUUCCCACCAAAAAGCAAACUUGACAGCCAACUUUAUGGCGAUCAAACCAGUAAAAUAACCAAACAACAAUUAGAGAUUAACAUGGGCGGACUCACUGUUGAUCAGGCCAUCAAGAACAAGAAACUUUUCAUUCUGGACCACCAUGAUCCCAUCAUACCAUAUUUGAGGAGGAUAAACCAAACUUCCACGAAGGCAUAUGCUAGCAGAACAAUCCUUUUGUUGAAAGAUGAUGGAACUCUAAAACCAUUGGCCAUUGAACUAAGUAAACCUCAUCCUGAUGGAGACCAAUCUGGUGUGAUCAGCGAAGUUUACUUGCCUGCAGAACAUGGCGUUGAGAGUGCCAUCUGGCUCUUAGCCAAAGCUUAUGUUGUUGUGAAUGAUUCUUGCUAUCACCAACUAGUCAGUCACUGGUUGAAUACUCAUGCAGUGAUUGAGCCAUUCAUCAUUGCAACAAAUAGGCAGCUCAGUGUGCUUCAUCCGGUUUAUAAACUUCUGCUUCCUCACUACCGUGACAAUAUGAACAUAAAUGCGCUUGCUCGUCAAGUCUUAAUCAAUGCAGGGGGAAUUAUAGAAGACACAUUCUUGUGGGGAAGGUAUUCUUUAGAGAUGUCUUCCAAGAUUUACAAAGAUUGGAAGUUUUACGAGCAAGCACUUCCGGCUGAUCUUCUCAAGAGGGGAAUGGCAGAGUCAGAUCCAGCUUCUCCAAAUGGAAUCCGCCUAGUGAUUGAAGAUUACCCUUAUGCUGUAGAUGGACUAGAUAUAUAUUUUGCAAUCAGGACAUGGGUCCAAGACUACAUCUCCUUCUACUAUAAGACUGAUGAUGCUGUGAAACGAGACUCUGAACUCCAAUUAUGGUGGAAAGAAGCUGUGGAGGUAGGUCAUGGGGACAAGAAAGAUGAUCCAACAUGGUUCAAGAUGCAGAAUCGCAGAGAGCUAGUUGAAGCCUGCACUAUAAUCAUCUGGGUUUCUUCAGCACUUCAUGCAGCAGUCAAUUUCGGACAAUAUCCAUAUGGAGGCUAUAUUCUGAAUCGCCCAACUCUGAGCAGAAGAUUCAUGCCUGAGAAAGGAACUCCUGAAUAUGAUGAACUAGCCAAAGACCCUCAUAAGGCUUUCCUGAGAACCAUAACUCCAAAGGACAAAACAAUCACUGACCUUUCAACCAUAGAAAUCUUGUCCAGGCAUACUUCUGAUGAGUUCUACUUGGGGCAGAGGGAUAGCCCUAACUGGACAUCUGAUACGGCGCCAUUGGAGGCUUUCAAGAAGUUUGGGAAGAAAUUGGAAGAAAUUGAGGGGAAGAUCACAAAUAGGAACAAAGAUGCAAACUUUAGGAACCGAUAUGGGCCAGUGAAUAUGCCUUACACUCUGCUCUAUCCUACUAGUGAAGCUGGGCUCACUGGCAAGGGAAUUCCAAAUAGCAUCUCUAUCUGAAGGAUCCGUGUGUCAUUGUACUGCUUUGUUGGGUUUUCGAAUUUCGAUCAGUGGAAAUAAUUUAGAAGAAGGAUUCUAAAUCCUUCUUCCACUUUAGAGAUGCACGUUUGAUUAUCGUGAGUUGAUGUGUUUGCAUGUUUAAAUGUUUGGAAAUAAAAUUA